Messenger RNA from Exophiala xenobiotica, 366 nucleotides. RefSeq lists its product as uncharacterized. Bases 1 to 366 code for a protein of 121 amino acids. The record is from RefSeq and is a predicted model, not a curated record. The transcript has 2 exons. NCBI's taxonomy places the organism in Eukaryota, Fungi, Ascomycota, Eurotiomycetes, Chaetothyriales, Herpotrichiellaceae.
AUGUCGUGGACAAAAGGAACUUGGGACACCGGCGAGCAAAUUCGCAACCACAAGUUGGCCUGCUCGAUUAUCAACUUGCAUGGAACUGAAGAUGCGGUCUUUGAUGACACCAAUCUCCAUCUACUGAAGCGCUUUACGGACGAUCUGUCGCUAGAGAACCGUGAUGGGAUACUUCGAGAACAGGGAUGGGUCGACGACUCUGGUUCGCGACCUGGCGAGCAAGCUGUUCGAAGGAGCGGGAGCUUGUCUGGACUUCUCAUCGCCCGAUACGGAACAGACGAACCUGCUCUGGACGACCGGGAUUGGGAGUUGUUGAAUGAGUGGUUUGGCAAGGGAAUGCCCCAGGGACAGCAUGUUGAGCGAUGA